AUCCAUUCUCUGCCGAACUAGUCGUCAAUCGAAAUCCCAAAGAUCAGCGAUGGUGACUCUAAACGCUUCUUCUCCUCUCACGACCAAGUCGUUCCUCCCCUACCGUCACGCUCCUCGCCGUCCAAUCUCUUUCUCCCCUGUCUUCGCCGUUCAUUCGACUGACCCCAAGAAAUCUACCCAAUCAGCCUCCGCUUCGGUUAAAUGGAGUCUAGAGAGUUGGAAGUCGAAGAAAGCUUUGCAAUUGCCGGAUUAUCCUGAUCAGAAGGAUGUUGAUUCGGUUCUACAGACGCUUUCUUCUUUUCCUCCUAUAGUUUUCGCUGGUGAGGCUAGGAAACUAGAGGAUAAGCUUGGUCAAGCGGCUAUGGGUCAAGCCUUUAUGCUUCAAGGUGGUGAUUGUGCUGAGAGUUUCAAGGAAUUUAACGCUAAUAACAUUAGAGACACCUUUAGGGUUCUUCUUCAGAUGGGUGUUGUUCUCAUGUUCGGUGGCCAGUUACCAGUUAUCAAGGUGGGAAGAAUGGCUGGUCAGUUUGCGAAGCCGAGAUCAGACCCAUUUGAGGAGAAAGAUGGUGUGAAGCUGCCGAGUUACAGAGGAGAUAACAUAAAUGGUGAUGCUUUUGAUGAGAAAUCGAGGAUUCCUGAUCCUCAUAGGAUGGUUAGAGCGUACACACAGUCUGUGGCUACGUUGAAUCUCUUGAGAGCAUUUGCUACUGGAGGUUAUGCAGCUAUGCAGAGAGUUAGCCAGUGGAACCUUGAUUUCACGCAACAUAGUGAACAGGGUGACAGGUACCGUGAAUUGGCUAAUAGAGUUGAUGAGGCUUUGGGAUUCAUGGGUGCAGCUGGACUUACUAGUGCUCACCCGAUCAUGACUACUACUGAGUUUUGGACAUCCCAUGAGUGUUUGUUAUUGCCUUAUGAGCAAGCACUCACAAGAGAGGAUUCAACAUCUGGACUUUACUAUGAUUGCUCUGCGCACAUGCUUUGGGUUGGAGAACGAACUCGCCAACUUGAUGGUGCUCAUGUUGAGUUUCUGAGGGGAAUCGCUAACCCCCUCGGAAUCAAGGUAUGUGAUCAUCAAGUCUCUUGGUUUGGUUAAUUGGAAUAGGAGUAAGUUUCAUAGCUUUGUUCGUAUAGAAAAAAACACUGAGAUGUAGACUCAAGAACUGUUGUUAACUCUAUAGGAUACCCUGCAGGUCUCAAUUGCCUGGUAUUAAAGAUAUUGGAAAACCAUUACAAAGAGGCUACAACAGAUUUUUGUAUGAGAAAAUGACAGAUGUUGAUUGAUGUACUUUGAUGCAGGUGAGUGAUAAAAUGGUCCCUAGUGAACUGGUUAAGCUGAUAGAGAUACUAAACCCUCAGAACAAGCCUGGAAGGAUUACGGUUAUAGUGAGAAUGGGAGCUGAGAAUAUGCGGGUCAAGCUUCCUAAUUUGAUCAGAGCAGUCCGUGGAGCCGGUCAGAUUGUGACUUGGGUUAGUGAUCCAAUGCACGGAAACACAAUCAUGGCUCCUGGUGGGCUAAAAACUCGUUCUUUCGAUGCAAUCAGGGCGGAAUUGAGAGCGUUCUUCGACGUCCAUGAUCAAGAAGGGAGUUUCCCUGGCGGGGUUCAUUUAGAAAUGACUGGUCAAAACGUGACAGAAUGUGUCGGAGGGUCACGCACCAUCACUUACAACGAUCUAAGCUCACGCUACCACACUCACUGUGACCCAAGACUCAACGCAUCUCAGUCUCUGGAGCUUGCAUUCAUCAUUGCAGAGCGUCUGCGAAAGAGAAGGCUUGGUUCCGGGAAUCUUCCGUCAUCUAUUGGAGUCUAGAGAACAAGAAAAUACUUAUCCGAGCUAGGAUGUGUGUGUAUAGAGGCUGAUCUCUACUUAUUAAGUUGCCAAGUUAAAUGAGCUUGUGUACUGUUAAAAGUAAGAUAUUGUUGUUUUUGUGUGUUGGGUUAUGAUUUUGUCUGAAAUAAGUGGCUGACUUUAUAAACCCGUAAAUCUCUACGUCACGCUUGCAACAAAAAUUCGAUAUUUGAUUCAAUCACAGAAAAGUCCUCCCAUUAAGGUGUAAAUUUUUGACUCAAAUACCACAAAGCAUAA
This is a messenger RNA of Arabidopsis thaliana (thale cress), 2085 nucleotides long. RefSeq names its product 3-deoxy-d-arabino-heptulosonate 7-phosphate synthase (gene DHS2). The record is from RefSeq and is marked reviewed. NCBI's taxonomy places the organism in Eukaryota, Viridiplantae, Streptophyta, Magnoliopsida, Brassicales, Brassicaceae. The transcript is spliced from 4 exons. The coding region runs from base 50 to 1093 and encodes 347 amino acids. Gene Ontology annotation, biological process: chorismate biosynthetic process; aromatic amino acid biosynthetic process. Gene Ontology annotation, cellular component: chloroplast. Gene Ontology annotation, molecular function: 3-deoxy-7-phosphoheptulonate synthase activity.